UACCACCGUCAUUUGACACCAAAUCUAACCGGAAUCCGAAUACGGAGCUUGCAGACCACUUUCUGUAUCCUGUGUUCGACUAUAUUAUAUUUUCCAUUGCCAUUAUACAACCCGAGUUGCAACUUGCUUGUUUAUUUUUAAUGUUUGGGAAACUCAUAGUGGUGGUCUUUGAUGUUUUCGGAAAAGAGGUGGUUCGAACAAAGGCAGCAAUCCAAGCUAUUCUAGAGCCCAUUGAAAAGCACUACCUUGACGAGGAUGACGAUGCUACGACGUCCAAAAUUGUCGUCGGAGACAGGGCAGUACAUGUACAAUUCAGUGGUCAUCUAGAUCAACCAAAACCGAGUGUGAAAGUUAUUGGUUAUGUGUUGAUGUUAAAUGGAAAAGAAAUUGGCGAGAAUGAAGCUCGGCUGGUUAAGCUUCCGAUCCCACCGAAGAGCUAUAACGGCAGCAAGGCGAAAGCGAUUUUCAGUGGAGGAGAACUGCAUGUUUGGCUUCCCUUGAUGGAAAACAAAGAAGGAGAUUUUGCAUUUGCAAUUAACGUUGGUGAUGAGUUUUAGAUCUAGAUGAUUAUCGUAUUAAUGAAGUGGCAUUUACCUAGUUUGCCACAUUUUAGUGUUUAGAUCUAUUGACGGACCACUGGAGUAUCAUCGUGCCACCAGCAGAAUCACCCGAUCAUAUCCAUCUCCACUAGACAAUAAUGCCUAUACACCAAUUCAGGAGAAAACUCAAUAAAUCUGGGAAAAACCCCCUUUGUGGGAAUCGAACCCAUGACCUAAUGGUCAUAAGCCUUAUCCUACCACCAAGAUACCACUAGGCUAUAAUGCCAUGGGUAGAUCUAGAUAAUUAUGGUAUUAAUGAAGUGGCAUUUACCUAGUUUGCCACGUUUUAGUGUAAUCAUUACGCUUUUUAUUAACUUUUCAAGUAAUGAAAACUAGUAGUUUAAUUUAAUGAUUUAAAA
Molecule: messenger RNA, 958 nt
Organism: Helianthus annuus (common sunflower)
Lineage: Eukaryota; Viridiplantae; Streptophyta; Magnoliopsida; Asterales; Asteraceae
Exons: 3
Coding region: 141-557 (138 amino acids)
Source: RefSeq, a predicted model, not a curated record